AUGCAAAGCUCCCCAAACUCAGGCUCGGAAUAUUACAACUACAAGGGCCUUUUCAGUAUCAUUUUAGUUGCCCUGGUCAGUUCUGAUUACAAGGUUCUUUGGGCUGACGUAUCAGGAAACGUUUCCGCAUCAGAUGCUCAAAUAUUCAACCAAAGUGAGCUGAAGCCAGGUCUCGAGAACGGCGACAUUACGGGUUGGCCAAAUCCAGAUCCCUUACCCAAUGACACCCAAGAUGUCCCAUACUUCAUUGUGGGCGACGAUGCUUUCUUUCUGAGAACAAACCUAAUGAAGCCAUACAGUGCAAAGGCCCUGACCAGGGAAGAGCGUAUCUAUAAGUACAUGCUGUCGAGGGCCAGGAGAGUCGUCGAAAACACAUUUGGUAUCAUGGCGAAUAGAUUCCAAGUCCUUCUCACCACCAUGCAGCACCAUGCCGACACAGUCAGGCUGAUACUGAAGACUUGCAUUCUGCUCCACAACCUAAUGCGCACCCGCUACCCAGUCCAACAGAACAGGCUUGUGGACCGGCAGCUGGAGAAUGGACAACUAGUUCCUGGAGAAUGGCGAAGGGGCCAAAACCUUGUUGACACAGUGGACAUGGUGGAGGUUCAAGCACCAAACACAGCUUCAAGAGAUGGCAAGAGGCAGCGUAACCUCAUCAAGCAUUGGUGCGGUGAAGUUUAA
Messenger RNA from Lytechinus variegatus (green sea urchin), 681 nucleotides. RefSeq lists its product as uncharacterized. Lineage: Eukaryota; Metazoa; Echinodermata; Echinoidea; Temnopleuroida; Toxopneustidae. The transcript has a single exon. The record is from RefSeq and is a predicted model, not a curated record. Bases 1 to 681 code for a protein of 226 amino acids.